CGCGACUGACGUCGGGUCCACACGGGACCCUUGCCCCCCCAUCCCCAGGGCCUAGCCGCCUACUCCUAGGCUGGCGGACCAACCACCAUAUGCGGGAAGCUAAAGCUGCCACCACCUGCUGUGGUUCCUGACGUAACUGUCGCUCGGCAACCUUCGGACCAGCCGCCGCAAACACAGACCGCGCCAGGGAGGGGUGGGGUGCUUCACCCCUGCGCUUUGUAUGCGUUCAUUUUUCGGUGCCCCGGCAGGCGGGAGCCUCGCGGAGCUGCGCGGGUGACGGAGGAGGAGGAGGAGGCGGCGCUCUCAGCCCGCCAACCCCACUGCCGGCUCUCCGAGGAAGCCGAGGGCGCGGAGGGGCCACUGCCUCUGGAGAAGGAGUGCUGCCACGGGCCGGCAGAGCCGCCAGAGCAUGGCUGCUGCUGCUGCUGCUGCUGAUGGGGACCACUUCGCCGCCGAGUGUCUCGUCUCCAUGUCCAGCGGCGCGGUCGUGCACGGGCCGCACCCCCGGCCCGAGAGCUCGGUCGCUACCGCGCUGCCUCCAGCCCAGGAGCGCCUCGAAUGCAAGGACAGCGUCCCCCUCUUCGUGGUGGCACGGACCCUGGCAGACCUCAAACCGCAAGCGAAGGACCCCAUCCCGGGGGAGCGCAGCGAUGGCGCGGAGGUGCCCAAGACGAGGGCCCCCCGCCCCCCGCCGCCCGCGCCGCUGGUCCCCGAGCCGGUCUUUCUCAGCAGCAGAGACCCAGCAGCCGCGCCCCCGAGCCCCGCGGGCCGCGAGCCUGAGCCAGGGCUGGGGCGCGAACUGGACCGGGAGCCCGAGUCUGCGGAGGGUUGCGACUCCGGUCUCCGACAAGGCGGCUGGAGAGGGAGACGUGGCGCGGAUCUCACAUCCCAGCCGAGAAAGCACACGUGCCACUAUGAGGGCUGCGAGAAAGUUUACGGGAAAUCCUCGCACCUCAAAGCGCACCUGAGGACCCACACAGGUGAGAAGCCCUUUGCUUGCAAUUGGCAGGAUUGCAACAAGAAAUUUGCACGCUCCGAUGAGCUGGCCCGGCAUUUUCGAACGCACACAGGUGAGAAGAAGUUCAGCUGUCCCAUCUGCCAGAAGCGCUUCAUGCGUAGUGACCACCUGACAAAGCAUGCACGGCGUCACACCAAUUUCCACCCAGGCAUGCUGGAAAGGCGGGGUGGCAGCUCUCGGACUGGCUCCAUCAGUGACUGUAGCCGCUCUGAAGCCAGCAGCCCUACAAUCAGCCCUGCCAGUUCACCCUGAAUUCCCAUAGCUGGAUAGAUGGCCUGGAUGUGCCGCUUGGCAGAGCC
This is a messenger RNA of Echinops telfairi (small Madagascar hedgehog), 1317 nucleotides long. RefSeq names its product Kruppel like factor 13 (gene KLF13). The coding region runs from base 410 to 1270 and encodes 286 amino acids. Gene Ontology annotation, molecular function: DNA-binding transcription factor activity, RNA polymerase II-specific; RNA polymerase II cis-regulatory region sequence-specific DNA binding. NCBI's taxonomy places the organism in Eukaryota, Metazoa, Chordata, Mammalia, Afrosoricida, Tenrecidae. Gene Ontology annotation, biological process: regulation of transcription by RNA polymerase II. The record is from RefSeq and is a predicted model, not a curated record. The transcript has 2 exons.